This is a messenger RNA of Sinocyclocheilus rhinocerous, 471 nucleotides long. Its product is annotated as sodium channel protein type 1 subunit alpha-like. The annotation marks the transcript as partial. NCBI's taxonomy places the organism in Eukaryota, Metazoa, Chordata, Actinopteri, Cypriniformes, Cyprinidae. Gene Ontology annotation, cellular component: voltage-gated sodium channel complex; plasma membrane. Gene Ontology annotation, molecular function: voltage-gated sodium channel activity. The transcript has a single exon. Gene Ontology annotation, biological process: membrane depolarization during action potential; neuronal action potential; sodium ion transmembrane transport. The record is from RefSeq and is a predicted model, not a curated record.
GGCAACAGCAUGUUGUGUUUGUUUCAGAUCACCACCUCGGCAGGCUGGGACGGCCUUUUGGCGCCCAUGUUAAAUACCAAUGAAUCCGAAUGCAACCCGAAUAAAACCUUCCCUGGCAGCCAGGUUAAAGGCGACUGCGGGAACCCGCCCAUCGGGAUUUUCUUCUUCGUCAGCUACGUCAUCAUAUGCUUCCUGAUCGUGGUGAACAUGUACAUCGCCGUCAUCCUGGAGAACUUCAGCGUGGCCACCGAGGAGAGCGCCGAGCCUUUGAGCGAAGAUGACUUCAAUAGGUUUUACGAGGUUUGGGAGAAGUUCGACCCGAAAGCCACUCAGUUCAUGGAUUACGACAAGUUGUCAGACUUCGCCAAUUCUCUGGAUCCGCCUCUGCGAAUCCCCAAGCCCAACCGACUGCAGCUGAUCUCCAUGGAUCUGCCGAUGGUGAGCGGCGAACGCAUCCACUGUCUGGAUAUC